CGAUCCCCUACCCCCCACCCAAGAGCCCUCUGCUUAAAUGCAGCUCUUCCCUCGGCCUUAUUUAUGGGUGGGCUGCAUGUGUUUCUGCACUACAACUCCCAUCAUCCCUGGCCGCUGCUCCUGCUAGCUGAGGAUGAUGGGAGCUGUAGUCCGCCCACCACCUGAUAGGACCCAGAGGCCGUGUUGAUGCACUAGCACAAGGUAUUUUGCAGCGACUUCAGCACCAGCACAGAAGCAGGAGGUCGCCAUUUCCUUCUGCCGACCCCUCUUUUCUGGGCUGGGUUUAUGCUUCGGUCUCUCCUGAAGAAGCUGCCACGCGUACAGCGGGGGUUCCUUUCUCCCAGGCAACCUCCACUGGAUGCUACCCAACCCCAACCCCGCAGUCCCCUUUUGUUCCUUGGCUCCAGGGAUUUCGACUUGGGCGAGGGCAGGAUCGCUAACACCCCAAAAUUGCCAACUUCAGUUUUCAAAAGCAGGUGCCUUGGGGGGGGGGGAAUGAAAAGCAGGAAAGUCGAACCUGCUGAACUUUUUUUAAAUUGCAAGAAUAAGCAGCGCAGCGAUCUUUGAUUAGCUUUCUCAAAUACAAAAAGGUGUUUCAGCGCACAGAUCCUUCUGAACAAUCUUGGGAACUGCGGUGUUAAAAGUAUCUUGCGAGUUUCAGUUACAGGUGCAUCAAAACUGCACUUUGUGCAUCUUUUCCUUUGCAAAUUUUGUCACCUGUUCCUUCGGGUCGAGUGCUGGUAAUACAGGUUGAAUUGGUUGCCACCCCGACUGGUCUGUUUCGCAACAUUGUUGAUCGCAUGUAAGCUUGAGCUUUGAAAAACUGCAUUAAAAAUAAAAAGUAAAAUGUUAUCAGGCAGUUAUAACAAAAACUAAUCUGUAUAAAGCUGUGUCCUCUGAGGUCUGCAUCUUAAUGAUCAUGCCAGCCCCGCUGCUACCACAUACCACACUUGUAAGCCUCCGUGUUUGUUUGUUUUUUGCUUUUUUUUGCAUGCUUAACCUGGAAGUGAUUUCCACUGGAUUCAGUGGGACUUGCAGGUCUUCACAUAAUGAACUAGAAAAGCAUAGACGAGCUAAACUACGACUAUAUUUAGAAGAGUUAAAACAACUUGUCCCUUUGGGAGCAGAUAGCACUAGACACACUACACUCAGUCUGCUGAAAAGAGCCAAGAUGCAUAUUAAGAAAUUGGAAGAACAAGACCGGAAAGCUCUAAAUAUUAAAGAACAGUUACAGCGAGAACAUCGAUACCUCAAGCGCAGAUUGGAACAGCUCUCCAUGCAGGGCCUGGAACGAAUUCGCACAGACAGCCUAGGAUCAACAAUAUCUACGGAUUCUGAGCAAGAAGUAGACAUCGAAGGAAUGGAAUUCCCACCAGCUGAAAUGGACAGUAGCAGAAGUCCCAGCGAUGCGGAAGACAGUUUGCAAGGGAGCUCGAGCGACAGCGGCUACACACAUUCGCACAGACUCAAUGCCAGGCUUCUGUAGCGUCGAAGGGCACCGCUCAACUCAGGACGUUCUGACUAAAGCACUUACACGAAAUAUGCCGGACUGCCAUUCUUUCAGAAAACCUCAGCCCACAGUAAUCUGAAAGGAGGUUUCGUGCCCAGGGUUCGCCGAACGACGAUUGGUAUAUUCAAUAAAUUGCAAAUCAUGUUUUUUUUCUACAAAAUGUGAUUAGAUACACUUGCGGCUUAAAGUCCUUUAUUGUAGCCAUUGUACACACUGUUAGUUCUGGGUGUGUGUGUGUGCUUUAAAAAAAUAUUUUAAAAUACAAAGUGGGCAUAGCAAAUAUUUACACACGAAGAUGGAGAUUUUCUGUUAGCCACUCAAAAAUGGGUUUGUCUCUGGCAAUAGGAACUUCUGUAGCCGAAACGGCGCGUUAAAAGGCUCGUCCACAGUUCCGCUUGCCACAACAGUCUUUCCCAGGAAAACCUGCUUUUUACCGCUGAAUCUGAUUGGGAUUUCUCUGAAUUAAGAGUGGGUUUUCCAGGAGAAAGUGGCAUGGCAAAGGCAAAACUGCUCAGACCAUUUCUUUGCACAGGUCAAAUGGAAGCGUGGACUUAACCCUAAAUCUCUGCUCGUGGUUUGCUUGGGAUCACCCCCUCGUUCUUUGGUUUCUGGCUAUAGUGGACCAAGGAUUGAAAAGUUAGUGGGGAGGAUAUACUUUUUAAAAAGUACAUUAUCAUUUUACAAAAAAAAAAAAAAAAAACCAACAACUUUGGUUAGCAAAUAUUCCUAUAGGAGAAGUUCUUUCGAUAUUUUUGAGACACACACACAAAAAAUGUAUAUUCUCUUGAUUUAUCAUCAAGCGUACUGUUCAUCUUCAAAAGAUGAGGGGAAAACUGAUUCUAAUCAGGACUUAAUGUGCAAUGACCCUAGCUUUCUAUGUUUUUAUAGUGACUUAACUCCGGAAAAAAAUAAAUCGUGUUUGCUUGCACAUGUAAAAAAACAAAACACUCUGCUAACUUUUGAGGGUCAGGAUUAUUGUGCACAAAGAUUAGUUGCCUCUCAUUUGGUGAUUUUUAGCAAGGGUUGUUUAUUGUACUCAUGUUUUUACUCUCCACGAAAUGCGUUGACUGCGUAUGUAGCACUCGGCCCUCAGGAUUUUCAUUUUUUGUAUUUGCAUUUAUUCUUCCUGCCUUCUCAGACCGUGAUUCUGAUGAUUGUGCCACAUCCAAAUGAGUGAAUUCAGCAGAGGCGGCCCAUGUCUGCAGCUGAUACAUAUCAUAUAUUAUGAUGCUUAUCUAGUUCCUGUUUUAACUGAUGGAAGUGUCAGGUGUACAUUGCAUUAUGCAUCUCCAUUCAGGUCAUUUUAGUCUCACGUAGUCAGAUGGGACAAGCUGGAUUGGGGCCAACACACUCUUUUUUUCUAAUUGAUUUUAAUGUUUACCAUUCAAUAUUUCAGUAUUCUUCGUGAAGGAUUCAGAGCUCGAAUGAACCAGAGCUGGAUUAUCAAAUAGUUGUUUAGAAGAAAGCAAAACUGUUUGUUUAAGGUUUUUUUUAAAUAUUAUAUUGCUUUCUACAGCUGCAAAUACACUUAAAUGGAAGGCAUGGCUUUAAAUUACAGUAUUCAUAUUAAACCUUUUUCUUUCUUUCUUUUGUAUACUAUCAUUGGAAUUUGAAUUCCUUACAAAAUGCAAAGAAAAUGCUGUAAAAUUGCAUCGUUUAUUUAGCGUUCAUCAAUAUGUUUAGAAUAUAAUUACCCCGAUUGUAGCAAUACUGCAACCUUGCCUUUUAAUACACUUUAAGCUUAGUGAAGUCAUUAGAGUUUGGCUUGCUGGUAAUUAAAAAUGGACCAAUCUUUGCAUCGCUACUUUAAGGCCUUUUUUAAAUAAAUGAAAAAGAUUAAAAGCUA
Messenger RNA from Podarcis raffonei (Aeolian wall lizard), 3356 nucleotides. RefSeq names its product MAX dimerization protein 4 (gene MXD4). NCBI's taxonomy places the organism in Eukaryota, Metazoa, Chordata, Lepidosauria, Squamata, Lacertidae. Bases 914 to 1486 code for a protein of 190 amino acids. The transcript has 5 exons. The record is from RefSeq and is a predicted model, not a curated record. Gene Ontology annotation, molecular function: DNA-binding transcription factor activity, RNA polymerase II-specific; protein dimerization activity; RNA polymerase II cis-regulatory region sequence-specific DNA binding. Gene Ontology annotation, biological process: regulation of transcription by RNA polymerase II.